AUGACGAGCACAAUCCAAGCCCCUCGAAGGGCAACCACUCUGAUCUUCUCAAUCAACCAACAAUCCUUCCGUCCCCUUUCCCAGCGCCACCAACUCCUCAGCGCCAGCACCUUCAAACCCUACUCGACACAACCACCAUCCUCAAACGUAGACGAAAAACCCAAAGACCUACCUCCCAAACCACCUUCCCAACCAGACGAAGACGGCAUCAAUGGGCCUCUCUCUACUCUACCACCACCCCUCAAUCUCCCCGAAAAAGGCUCUCGCUCCACACCAGCACACCUCUUCCAAAUCGGGCGCGCAUACGGAAAGUUCUACUGGACAGGCGUAAAAGCAACAUGGGCGAACCGCAAACGCGCAAAAGCCUUGAAAACACAAAUCACUGCUGCAAACCGCGCCGCAGGGCUUCCCAAUAUGCCUAGACCGUUACUCGCACACCUCGAAUUCUACUACAACAAUGUCAACGAAGGAAAGGAAAAAUUGACAAGGACAGAGUUUCAAUUGUUGAUGAGAGAGCAAUAUGACUCUAGAAAACUACCUCCGUUUGCGUUGAUGGUGGCCCUGUUUGGAGAGUGGUUACCGUUGAUUGUGCCUUUUGUGCCCUCUGCUGUCCCACGCACCUGCAGAAUCCCCAAGCAAAUCGAAGAUAUGAGAAAAGGCGUGGAAGAAAGACGCAAAAAGUCUUUUCGCGAGGGACUAAAGACGCCAAAUCCUGCAGAGGAAAAUGAUGAAGCCAUGCCUACGAGUUUUGCAGGAGGCAGNAAGGCGCUUCCUAGACUAUACAUGUCUAUGCGUACGGCGCAACAUAUCGUCAAGCUAGGAAAGAAGGAAUCAAUGCAUAUAUCCCGAGUUUUGGGGAUUGGAGGCAGAUUGUUUGACAGCAUUGGUGUGCAACAUCCUUUAUUCCCUGUCAAAUUGAUGAGACAUCUGGGGUACCUACACAUCGACGACGAGCUAUUGCUACAAGACUGGGUGCUGAGCCACUUGACAUUGAGUACAGAAGAAACACGCAUAGCAUGCGAGGAACGCGGUAUCGAUGUGGUGGGCAGAGGUGAAAGCGACAUGAAAGAAGAUCUCGGCAAAUGGCUCGAAGGCAGAAAGAGAGACAACGGCAACUACGGCGAGAUUCUGAAGAUGUUGUUUACAAGGUAUGUCAAUUUUAUGUCUCUUGAGGAGAUGUUCAAAUAUGCUGACUUUUUUUGCUUUCACAGACCGAAUGUUUGGGGUCAAUCUCACAUCGAGGCUCCCAAAUCGACUGAAUGA
This is a messenger RNA of Aureobasidium musti, 1263 nucleotides long. The record is from the annotation of a GenBank genome assembly. Lineage: Eukaryota; Fungi; Ascomycota; Dothideomycetes; Dothideales; Saccotheciaceae.